Meloidogyne enterolobii is the source of this 454-nucleotide messenger RNA. NCBI's taxonomy places the organism in Eukaryota, Metazoa, Nematoda, Chromadorea, Rhabditida, Meloidogynidae. The record is from the annotation of a GenBank genome assembly.
AUGUACCCGAAUAUAUCCCCAUAUUAUCCACAUUGUGCUCUUAUUUGUGCUAUACUGAUUGUUUUCUUUCUUUUCAAUUUUUGGCAGUUACAAAUUUCCUUUUGCUUCCGGGAUUAUUUGAAUGAGGUAAGGGGGUCUUUAAAAACAAAAAAAUAUUUGAUAGAUUCUUCGUUCUGGCAUUUCAACUAAUGGAAGCACAGGAAACAGUAGUUGUGGAUUUGACAGUAACAAUUCUUCUGUUUUGCCACUUUGUACUAUCUCCUGUGUCAAAGGCACAUUACAACACCCUCAAUGCAGAAUCAUCAACAGAUCGCCUUUAACUUUGCUUGAUUACGAUGAAGGAAAAAGUGAUAAGCUCCCCUCUCCUUCAAAUAAUUCACAAAAGAUAGCCAUGUUGUGGCAUUCACCAUCACCUUCGAUAAAACGUGGAGUAAAAAUUCCUCAAGGCACCAGA